AUGAUGGUUUCUUCACUUAAAACAUAUAUUUGGAAAAACUUUCUUGGUCUUCUCUGUUCUGGUAUUGAUGUUUACAUAAUGUUAGAUGAAAAUUUUGAUAUUAAUUCAUCAUCACGUAUCGAUGCUAAACCUCAUUCUCAACGAAAUGAAAAAUCUUAUUCACAUCGAUUUUUAUAUAUUUCAAAUGAAACUUUACAACAAAGUGGUGUUAGUUAUAUGAAUAAAUUACCUCGAAUUCAGUAUACUGCAUGGGACCGAACUGUUGCUUGGCUUUAUACACUUUCAAAUUUUAGUACAGUUUGGCUGAUUGAACAAGAUGUUCAGUGGUAUCAUCCGAAUAAUAUGACAAAAUUAUUUAAUCUAUUCAUUUCGAAUGAAGCAAAUAUUCUAUGUACAAAUAUUGUAUCAAGAACAAAUUCUUGGAAUCAUUGGCCAACUACGAAAUCGGAUAUAUUUCCUGACAUUUAUUGGACAGGUUCAUUUAGUCCUCUUGUUCGUUGGUCAUAUCGAUUAAUAAGAUCUCAUUAUCAAUAUAUGCGAUUGAUUCAUCAAAAUCGAUUACAAAAACAAUUUGAUAUAGAUUUUCGUUUUCAAGAAUUUAUUUUUGCAACAAUUGCGAAAAUGGAAAAUUUUACUUUAGAUGUUUAUAAUAAUUAUCAUUUUCUUCAAAUUGGUUUGAACAUUUAUAAUGAUGAUGAUAUUAUUCAACGGAUUCUAAAAGGCAAAUAUAUUUUACAUUGUGUGAAACAUGAUAGUAUUUUAACAAGAUAUACACCGAAUAAAUUAGCUCGUAUUAUACGAAGAAAUUAUACGAAACAAAACUAA
This is a messenger RNA of Rotaria sordida, 825 nucleotides long. The record is from the annotation of a GenBank genome assembly. Lineage: Eukaryota; Metazoa; Rotifera; Eurotatoria; Philodinida; Philodinidae.